This is a messenger RNA of Theileria annulata, 1947 nucleotides long. Its product is annotated as protein kinase, putative. NCBI's taxonomy places the organism in Eukaryota, Apicomplexa, Aconoidasida, Piroplasmida, Theileriidae. Gene Ontology annotation, biological process: protein phosphorylation; positive regulation of transcription elongation by RNA polymerase II. The record is from RefSeq and is a predicted model, not a curated record. Gene Ontology annotation, molecular function: RNA polymerase II CTD heptapeptide repeat kinase activity; ATP binding; cyclin-dependent protein serine/threonine kinase activity. Gene Ontology annotation, cellular component: nucleus; cyclin-dependent protein kinase holoenzyme complex. The transcript has a single exon. Bases 1 to 1947 code for a protein of 648 amino acids.
AUGAAUUAUUGUUGGCCACUCGGUACUGAUACUAGUGGAGGUUCAAGGCCAUUAAAACUUAUGUUAGAAUCCAAAUCCGAAUCGUCUAUAAUCAGAUUGAAGGAAAAUCACAUCAAUCUGAUUUUAUUAAGAAUAUGCGACAAUCUUGAUAAAAUCUUAGAUUCUCUGAAUGAAUAUGAAUUAAAACAACUAUACACAGAAAUAGGACCAGUUCCUACCACUGCCAAUGAGUUUUUUAACUUUUUCUCUUCAUUUAUCCCAUCGAUCUCUGAUCACGAUAGAGCAACACUAUUGAUUGAUAAGUUGAAAAAAUAUUGUAAUAAAGAGCCACAAUUUGAUCACUUGGACCACAUCAGAAAGGACUGGGAGUAUAUAACUAGGAUAACAAAUUCAACCAAACUUGAAUCGUAUUUACCUUUGGUAAAACUAGAAGGUAAGAAUUUAGAGCCGUUCCUGAGUCAGUUAGAAAGGACGAAUAGCCUUUUUAAUGGACAGGAAACUGAUUUAAAAUUCCACUUCCCCUCCUCUGGUCCAGUUAGAUUAAAAAACUUUGUAAAAAUCCAUCAAGUUGGACAAGGCGCCUAUGGAGAUGUGUGGUUAGCAGAAGAUAUCGUAAACAAAAAACCAGUUGCCUUAAAGAAGCUGAAGCUGAAUGAGGAGAGGGAGGGAUUUCCGAAAAAUGCAAUUCGUGAGAUUUUGUUGCUGAACUCAUUAAGACACAAAAACAUUGUGAAUUUGCUGGGUAUUUGUUAUUCUAAGGCUUCUAACACCUCAAUGUUAUCUGAAGGUUUGAACAGUAGUAGAGAAGAAGUAAACGAAGACGAGUACAGACCUAAAUUCAACCCCAAGAAUACAGAUAAAUCAAAAUCAGGGUAUGGGUACAAUCAAAGUUAUAGCGGUAGGAGUAAUUAUGAGAAAGGAAGGGACUUUCAUAGGUAUCACAAGGACGUUAGGAACAAAACAAUUAAUGUUGACCAGAACAAGAAUGACGAGGAUAAUCAAAAGAACAAGAACAAAGAUAAGGAUAAGAAAAGUGAUAAAGAAAACGUAUGGAUGGUUUUCGAGUACCUGCCCUUUGAUUUAAGCGGGUAUAUCGAGGCACUUAAAGACCCACGUGAGAAAUAUGAUAAACUCACCAGGCCCUCAGUUUGGUUGAGCAUUGGGGAAAUAAAGACGAUAAUGCGUCAACUGUUUCGAGCUUUAAAUUAUUGUCACAACAACAACGUUCUCCACAGAGAUUUAAAAACUGCAAAUCUCCUCAUGGAUCAAGAUGGAGUGAUAAAACUGGCUGAUUUCGGUCUAGCCAGAUUCUUGCCUCAUGGAAGGGGCCUUUUAACUAAUAGGGUUGUUACUCUAUGGUAUAGAUCCCCUGAACUUCUACUCGGAAGUGAAAGUUAUGAUUUUUCAGUUGAUUUAUGGAGCGCCGGGUGCAUAAUGAGUGAGUUGGUUUCAGGAACACACAUUUUCGCAGCCGAUAAGGAGUUUCUUAUUUUAAAAUUGAUUUGUGAAUACUUGGGGUUACCUGACGAGGCAGAUUUGAAAUAUUUGCGCACACUUCCCCUUUGGAACGAUAAAAAUUCAAACCCUUUGCAUCCUGAAAGGAUUGGCUCGAUUAUUACUCGUCACAGGGAAUUUGAAAAGAUUUUUACUAAGGUUAAUCAGCUUGGAAAAGACGGUUGGGAUCUGCUUAAAACUCUCUUUUCCUGGUCUCCUUCGACCAGAAUCACUGCUAAACAGGCUCUUCUUCACCCCUGGUUUUCAAACGAGCCUCUUCCAAAAUUGUUGACAAACCGUCAUAACAUCAAGGCAGCCCACAACUUCAUGACUAAGAAUCAACGUAAGCGUGAAAAUGCCAAGCCAUCUCAGAAAAGGUACGAAUAUGUAAAAUACGCAAACACUGGUGAUAUAAGAAAGGUUUUAAAGAAACAGCUCUCUUUAUCUUUGUAA